CGCAAACUUAGAACAUAGUCGUGCGUGAAAAUACGGAUUCUAACAGUUCGCGACCUGUUGCAAGUGUUGCCAGUGCACAUUACUUUGAUAGUGUUUAUUAAUUGUAAAGAGUGCGUGGGAAUCUUGGACGAUCCAGGGGCGCCAACAUGAAUAACAAAGAAACCAGGAUAGAGAAGAAGAAGCUGGUUGUCUGCAGCAGGAACUACCAGGACCGCGAAAAGGACCUGUUCGAUACGCUCCAUUCUAAGGGGAUAAAGGAGAAUACAACAUGUUCAAAUCAAGUAUGUUUGGGCAGCAUGAUGGCCCAACCAGGCAGAAAUGAACUCAGAACUCCAUCAGAAGUUUUGAAGCAGGCGAAGGACUUUCUAGAUCAGUACUUCACGUCUAUCAGAAGAGCCCAGAGUCCUGCACACACCGUGCGAUGGGAACAGGUACAAAAGGAAAUCGCCGCGACCGGUUCUUAUCAACUGACGGAGACAGAGCUCAUCUACGGUGCCAAGUUGGCCUGGAGGAACUCGGCAAGGUGUAUCGGCAGGAUUCAGUGGUCCAAGCUCCAGGUGUUUGAUUGCCGAUAUGUGACCACCACAAGUGGAAUGUUCGAAGCGUUGUGCAACCACAUCAAAUAUAGUACCAACAAAGGCAAUAUUAGGUCGGCCAUAACAAUAUUUCCCCAAAGAACAGACUCGAAGCACGACUAUCGCGUCUGGAAUUCACAACUGAUUAGCUACGCAGGCUACCGUCAGCCCGACGGGUCGGUCAUAGGAGACCCACUCAAUGUGGAGUUCACAGAGGUAUGCCUCAAGCUGGGCUGGAAAAGUACUGGGGGAAGAUGGGACAUUCUUCCUUUGGUGUUGUCCGCCAACGGACACGAUCCCGAUUACUUCGACAUCCCCAAGGAGUACGUGUUUGAGGUACCCAUCACACACCCAACCUUGGAGUGGUUUGAAGAUCUUGGUUUAAGGUGGUACGUACUGCCAGCAGUAUCCAACAUGAUGUUUGACUGUGGAGGUAUCCAAUUUACCGCAGCACCCUUCAAUGGGUGGUACAUGAGCACUGAAAUCGGUUGUCGAGAUCUUUGUGACCCGCAAAGACUUAAUAUGAUGGAGACCAUCGCCUUGAACAUGGGCCUGGACACCAGGACCCCAGUGACCCUCUGGAAGGACAAAGCUAUGGUGGAAGCUAAUCUGGCCGUCCUCCAUAGCUUCCAACAGAAAUGCGUCACCAUCGUCGACCACCACACGGCUUCUGAGUCCUUCAUGAAGCACUUGGAGAACGAAGUCAAGCUUAGAAAUGGUUGUCCAGCUGAUUGGGUGUGGAUCGUGCCUCCCUUGUCCGGUUCAGCUACACCGGUGUUCCACCAGGAGAUGGCGCUGUACUACCUGAAGCCGUCUUAUGAAUAUCAGGAGCCCGCAUGGAAAUGCCACGUAUGGAAGAAAGGACGAGAUUCUGGAAAGAGUAAGAAACCUCGAAGAAAAUUCCACUUCAAGCAAAUUGCCAGGGCUGUCAAAUUCACGUCAAAACUGUUCGGCAGGGCUCUAUCCCGCCGUAUCAAAGCUACGGUUUUAUACGCCACAGAAACAGGUAAAUCGGAGGGAUACGCCAAGAAACUGGGGGAGAUUUUUGGACAUGCCUUCAACGCUCAAGUGUACAGCAUGCAAGACUACGACAUCUCUAGUAUCGAGCACGAAGCCCUUCUCUUGGUCGUCACUUCCACAUUUGGUAACGGAGACCCUCCAGAAAACGGAGAGGAGUUCGCGAAAAAUUUGUAUACCCUAAAAAUGAACGAAAAUGGAAUAUCUAAUGGAGAUCCAGAAAAAUUAAGUAUGGCUACAUCGAAGUCGUUUAUUAAGGCCAACAGCCAGAGCGAAAUAUCGACGGUCAGUAAAAAAUUAGACAGGUUGAAUUCACUACGAGGGUCCGUCCUAAGCGAGCCCUUGAUUGAAGAUACGUUCGGCCCGCUCAGUAACGUUAGGUUCGCUGUUUUCGCUCUUGGAUCCAGCGCAUAUCCUAACUUCUGUGCUUUUGGAAAAUACGUGGACAACUUACUCGGGGAACUGGGAGGAGAGAGACUGCUGAAAUUAGCCACAGGGGACGAAAUGUGUGGCCAGGAGCAAGCCUUUAGGAAGUGGGCCCAACAAAUCUUCCAGGUGGCUUGUGAAACCUUCUGCCUCGACGACGACGAUGCUUUCUUGGAGGCAACGAUGUCCCUUCAAAGCGAAUCUUUAACUGCCCAGAAUGUGCGCUUCUUAGAUUCCAAACCAGAAAACCUUGUAGCAGCGUUGGCGAAGUGCCACAAUAAGAAGGUUUCUGCUCUAACGUUAACAAACAGGAAAAAUCUUCACGGGGAAAAAUCUCCAAAAACCACUCUACUGCUUCAGUUCAGGAACCAUCUGCCGUACAAACCUGGAGAUCACUUGGGUGUUUUCGCCAAGAACAAACCCGAAUUGGUGGAAAAGAUCAUUAAGAGGCUUAAGGGGGUUAAUGAUCAAAAUUCGUCGGCUAUUCUUCAAUUCUUGAAGGAAACGCACACUUCAAAUGGCGUUGUAAAGAACUGGAAACCUCACGAGCGCCUUCCAUCUUGUUCCAUAAAAGAACUAUUCACCAGAUAUCUCGAUAUAACCACACCACCAACACCAAACUUGUUACAACACUUUGCUUCAAUCGCUACCGACGAAGAGGAUCAACGAAAAUUGAACUUACUUGCCACUGAUUCUGCCGCGUAUGAAGACUGGAGGCAUUGGAGGUUCCCCAACCUCCUGGAAACACUUGAGGAAUUUCCUUCUGUUACACCUUACGCACCGCUUUUGGUAGCCCAACUCGGCAUCCUACAACCCAGGUUUUACUCCAUUUCUUCUAGUCCUGCGCUUCAUCCAAACGAAGUACAUCUAACUGUAGCAGUUGUAGUGUAUAAAACAGAAGAUGAAGAAGGCCCUACACACUAUGGAGUGUGUUCCAAUUACCUUCAAGAUGUUCCUGUAAACGAAGACGUAUACGUUUUCGUGCGAAGCGCACCAAACUUUUACUUACCAAACGACUCAACAAGGCCCAUCAUCCUGGUUGGGCCUGGUACCGGAGUAGCUCCGUUCAGAGGCUUCUGGCAGCACAGAUACGCCCAGCUGAAGCAGAAGCAGAAACUGGGAAAAGUGUGGCUGUUCUUCGGUUGCCAGACAAGAGAUAUGAAUUUGUAUGAAGAGGAAAAGGCUGAAAUGGAGAAAGUUGGAGUACUGGAUAGGGUCUUCUUGGCUUUGUCGAGAGACCCGAAUAUACCAAAGACUUACGUGCAGAACUUGGCUCUGAAAGAGGCUUCAGAAAUUUACAAAUUUCUGGUACUAGAAAAGGGUCAUUUCUACGUGUGUGGUGACUGCACUAUGGCAGAGCACGUUUACCAGACUUUGAAGGCUAUUAUCCAAAAAUAUGGUGGCAUGAACGAGAGUCAAGUGCAGUCCUACAUGUUAUCCCUAAGGGAUGAAAACAGAUACCACGAGGACAUCUUCGGAAUAACCCUAAGGACGGCCGAAGUUCACAAUAGGUCCAGGGAAUCAGCGAGGAUAAGGAUGGCCUCAGAACCUUAGCCUUAACCAACACAGUACACCUUGAGGCAAUUUUAAAAUAAUUAAAUAAGAACUAAUUUUUACUAAAUCUACUCUUAUCUCCUGCAUCUACAGUUAAUCUAUAUUUUAUUGUAGAGAGAUGCAGGAAUGGCAAUUUUUAAAUAUCUAUAAGUAUACCAGUUGCGGUAAAUACCUAUUUCAUUCAAUUUUAGUUCAGUGAACUAAUAUAUCCAAAGAUAUGUUACAUAUUUUGACGAUUUGUAUUAGAGUAUUGAUUGACAGCACUCUUAUUGGGUAUCAAAAUCUUAAUCCGCUGAAGCUGUUUAAUACAGUGCAUUGUUGGUUGCUUGCUACAUAUUUCGAUUUAAUCAUCAUGAUUUUUGAAGAUAAAAAACGAGUUGUGCUCUUGUAAAAUCAAUAUUCUAAUAUAAGUUAUUGUUAUAUUUAUUAUAUUUUAUAAUGAUUUUAAUCAUUAACUGUUAGAUACUUAUUAUUUAGAUUAUUUCAUAGUUUAUACAAGUUUACAUACAAUUAGAUACCAAAAAAUGGCACAGAACUGCACAUUCUUAUAAAUAACGGCACUCUUAAAAUAUAUAGCCUGUUUUCAUUGUGAUCAUGUAUAAUACACAUUUUUAAUAUCUAAAUAUUGUGAUUUAAAUCUAUUUAUCUUGAUGGUGUAUAUUGAAAUGAUAAUCAUCGAAUUUAUGUAUAUUCAUUAACAGAAUAAAUAUAUAUA
Molecule: messenger RNA, 4287 nt
Organism: Anoplophora glabripennis (Asian longhorned beetle)
Lineage: Eukaryota; Metazoa; Arthropoda; Insecta; Coleoptera; Cerambycidae
Gene: Nos
Product: nitric oxide synthase, salivary gland
Exons: 21
Coding region: 147-3572 (1141 amino acids)
Biological process (GO): nitric oxide biosynthetic process
Molecular function (GO): heme binding; nitric-oxide synthase activity; NADP binding
Source: RefSeq, a predicted model, not a curated record